This is a messenger RNA of Galeopterus variegatus (Sunda flying lemur), 1207 nucleotides long. RefSeq names its product T-cell immunoglobulin and mucin domain containing 4 (gene TIMD4). Lineage: Eukaryota; Metazoa; Chordata; Mammalia; Dermoptera; Cynocephalidae. The record is from RefSeq and is a predicted model, not a curated record. The transcript is spliced from 9 exons. Bases 16 to 1101 code for a protein of 361 amino acids.
CUGUCAACAGUCAAAAUGUCCAAAGGGCCUUUCAUUCUCUGGCUGGCGAUUGAGCUGGUGCAGCUUUAUCUGACACCAGCCACAUCAGAGAUUGUUGUGAUGGCAUUUUUGGGUCAGUCGGUGACUUUGCCCUGUACAUAUGCAUCCUGGUCUUCGCAAAGCAAUAGCAUGUGCUGGGGCAGAGGCUCGUGUCCCAAGUCCAAAUGCAACCAGGAGCUUCUCCACACGGAUGGAACGAGGGUGAUCUCAAGUUCAUCAGCAAAGUACAAACUCCUGGGGAGAGUCUGGGCAGGCGAUAUCUCCUUGACCAUCUCAAACACCAAUAAAGAUGACAGCGGCGUGUACUGCUGCCGCAUAGAGGUGCCUGGCUGGUUCAAUGACGUGAAGCAGAACAUUCGCCUGCUGCUGAGAGCCCCAACAACCACGCACCCAACAACAACCACACGCCCAACGACAACCACACACCCGACGACAACCACGCGGCCGACCACAACCACGCAUCCAACCACAACUACAUGGCCAACCACAACCAUGCACCUGACCACCACCCCUCAAAUCAUGACAACCACAGCUGUGCUUCCAACAACAGUUGUGACUACACCUGACCUCACAACCAGAACACCACUUCAGACAAGAGCCACCACUGCCUUGGCAACAACAGCAAAGACGUGCCCUCUAACAACCCCAAGCUCCCUUCCAGAGGCAGCCACAGAUCUUCUGACCACUGAGCCUUCCACAGCAGGGUCCACCCUCACUGCAGAGUCUGAAGAUCGGAUUCACCUAUCAACAUCCGAGGCCUCGACGUGGAAAAUGAGAGAUUCAGUGACUUUUUCUCAGCCUGGAGAAGAGAGAAUACUUGCUGGAACAUCCACAGGCUGCUGCACUGCUGAAGAAGAGCUUAUUAUGACCAGUCAGUCUCCAGCAUCUAAGAUGACAAUUCCUGUGCAAAACGAAGUUGAAUCAGAACAGGUGGAAAGGAAAAUCAUGAAAACCAAUUGUUUGCAGAAACACACGAGGCUAGAAAAUGUUGGAGAAAGUAAAAAUGUCCUUAAUGACAUGCAACAUGAAAGGGAAGAUGAAGAUGGCCUUUUUACACUCUAACAUGCUACUUUUUCUACGACUGAGGACGGGGGCAUGACACUUGGAGUGUCAGAAUAAGUCUGGCAAUAUUUUAGUUUUUAUAUUUAAAAAAAAAUUUCACCUAUUC